AUGUAUCCCAUUUACUCCCUUGACAAUGCAAUCAACAGCUUCUUUAAAACUCAAUCAACCGUGACACGGCAACAAUGCGAUGAAUUUGCUGUCUCUCUUGCUGGUGAACCUGUCAUUCCUGCACCUAUUCAGGGUGCGUUCAGCUAUACUGUCAUAGCAGGAGCCAAGCAAUCCAGGAUCGUGCAAUUUCGGGCUCAGAACUCAGUCCUAAACAUGGUGAUCUUGAAUCUGGCUAAAGCAAUUUAUGGACAAUUUGUGGCGGCCUGCACCUAUCACGGAAAUAUUGGCCGGUCAUUACCACUUUCUGUCUACGUGAUUGAAAAGCUUCCUGGAAUUGCCUAUAUUCAAGCGCGAUGCCUGUAUGGUCUUUCCACUAACCCGUCGUUAGAGGCAGCUUCACGACAGUCCAACACCGUGGUGGAUUUAGCGAGAUUCUUCGCAGCGUCGUGGAAGCAUAGGCAAACACUACCCUGCGAUGUCGUCGAAGCCAUCAAUCACGAUUAUAAGCAUAAAUUCGACCUCCUUUCUCAAGCCUUGCCCUCCCGAUUCACAGAGAAUCUAAGACGAGUUCGUGCAGAACUUUCAUUGCUCUUUACAUCGGCAUAUCCUUUAGUCCUGAGUCAUGACGACCUUUGCGAAAUGAAUAUCUUUGUGGAUCCCAACAGUGGGCAUGUCACUGGGAUUAUCGACUGGGCAGAGGCUAGCAUCCUUCCUUUCGGCAUUUCUUUGUGGGCCUUCGAGAACAUACUUGGCUAUAUGGAUUCUCAAGGAUGGCACUAUUACAAUAACCGUCACAAACUCGAGGACUUGUUCUGGCAAACUUUUGAGGAGGCUGUUGGUCGAAUCUCGGAGAACGAUAGGCGAGCCAUCCGUGUGGCGAGAAUGGCUGGCUUCUUCUUGCGUUACAGUUUCGUGUGGGAAGAUGGAGUUAGGAAAAUUCCUGCGAAGGAGUCGGAUUCCGACCUGAGAUAUCUCGAUGCGUUCUGCUCGACUGGUGACAACCCCCUCUAG
This is a messenger RNA of Fonsecaea pedrosoi CBS 271.37, 1011 nucleotides long. RefSeq lists its product as uncharacterized. The record is from RefSeq and is a predicted model, not a curated record. Lineage: Eukaryota; Fungi; Ascomycota; Eurotiomycetes; Chaetothyriales; Herpotrichiellaceae. The coding region runs from base 1 to 1011 and encodes 336 amino acids. The transcript is spliced from 2 exons.